Owenia fusiformis is the source of this 944-nucleotide messenger RNA. The record is from the annotation of a GenBank genome assembly. Lineage: Eukaryota; Metazoa; Annelida; Polychaeta; Sabellida; Oweniidae.
AUAAUGAUAAAGUAUAUUAAAAUCAGUUAAUAUUAUGCUACGAUAUGACAGAUCCCUUCUUCAUUCUCAAAAUUGUUUUUGGGCUUGUCACCGGAAGUAGAUAUAGCAGACCAAAGUUUUAAAAAUUUUAACUUUCUGCAUCAUUUUAGUGGAUAAAAUGCCACCCAAAGGGAAGGUAGCCACCAAAGGUCAAAAACAAAUUGUUGAAGAAAAUAAAGAGACGCUCAGGUUCUACAAAACUGUGAUAGCUGCAGUGAAUGUAAUUUAUCUCCUAGUCAAUUUCUUCCUGUUCUGGGACUCAUUUAGAACAUGGAAUUGGGUAAUUACUAUAUUUGUGUCACUGGUUUAUUUUGGCUCAUACUACUUUAUGGGGACGAUGGCACGAGCAACAUAUUCCCCAGAUGGCGGCACUCUCUAUGAUGGUGGAAUUGAUCUCAAUAUGGAAUCAGGAAUGGCAGAACAUGCCAAAGAUACAAUCCUACUGUGUGCCAUAGUACAAAUACUUACUAUAAUAUCCAAUUACUUCUGGCUAGGCCUACUCAUAAUCCCAGGGCGGGCGUUUUAUUUACUGUGGGUCAACAUCCUGGCACCGUGGUUCUUCGCAGAGCCACCACCCGAGAUGGAUGAUAAGAAACAGAAAAAGAUGGAGAGGAAAAUGAAAAGAAGACAAUAGAUGCUUAGGUCUAUUGACCAGAUCUACAACCAGAUUACCCAUACUUUAAAUGUCAUUCUUGACUCGCUUACAUAUGUCAUAGAUUAUCUCAUCUUAAUUGUUCCCGAUCCAUGUUCUCACUGACACAGGGAAUGUCAUUGGCAGAGACUUGAUGUGAACAUUCUAUCUUUAAAUUGAUGUUUUCCACUUGACUUUUGGUUGAUUCCUCUCGGGUAUUAAGUAAAGACUACCAUAGAAUUUUAUUUAUGGGUAUAUAUUUUAUAUUAUAUGA